Mya arenaria is the source of this 1910-nucleotide messenger RNA. RefSeq names its product phospholipase B1, membrane-associated-like. NCBI's taxonomy places the organism in Eukaryota, Metazoa, Mollusca, Bivalvia, Myida, Myidae. The coding region runs from base 238 to 1635 and encodes 465 amino acids. The record is from RefSeq and is a predicted model, not a curated record. The transcript has 13 exons. Gene Ontology annotation, cellular component: brush border membrane. Gene Ontology annotation, molecular function: A2-type glycerophospholipase activity; phosphatidylcholine lysophospholipase A1 activity; retinyl-palmitate esterase activity. Gene Ontology annotation, biological process: phospholipid metabolic process.
UUAUACCCAUAUAUCAAUUGUGUUUAUCUUUAACAGUGUUGUAUUCUUAUGCAAUAAAAUAUAAAUAAAACUGAUUUCGAGCAUUGUUGUAGCUUAAGGUGAGACAGAGCGUCGGGCGAUAUAUAGAUCUGUAUGAUUGUGUUAUAAUAAAUAAAUUUUAUACAUGAAGACGACCAUGUGACUAGGUCAGUAUUUAACAACUGGACCACACCAUGGUAUUGUGGUUGUGAUGAACGGAUGGACACCAUGAUGAAAUAUUUGGUAUUCGUUGUGUGCCUUCAACUUUCAGCGUGCGACUAUGCUGACUACGCCAAGUUUGUCCGGAGUCAGGAGAAGAACGAGACGUUCGUCCGUCUGUUCGAGCAACAUUUAAAGUUGUUCAAGGACGAUGGCAAGCCGCAGCUCAAGUCCGGGGAAGAAUUCCAUUGCAAGCCAUACCCGGCACCAGCGGCCAAGACCACUUCCGUUCACAGCCUGAGGCCUAUGGACAUCAAAGUUGUUGGAGCCCUCGGGGAUUCCAUUACGGCGGGGACGGGGAUCACGGCGUCCACGGUAAUCGGGUUGCUCAGGGAAGACCGCGGGCUCUCGUGGAGCGUUGGAGGAGAAAAGUCGGUCAAUGAGGAAGAAACAAUUCCCAACAUCUUGAAGGUGUAUAAUAAGGAAUUAAAGGGAUUUUCUACGGGCUGGGGGCCAGUGUGGACGGAGUCCAGCCACCUUAACGUCGCCAACCCCGGGGACACGUCAGAGGACAUGCCUGGUCAGGCUGAACUUAUCGUAAAACGGAUGAAGGAGGACAAAACCAUCGACUACGACAACGACUGGAAACUUAUUACCCUGUUCGUCGGCGGCAACGAUCUCUGUAAAUACUGCAACGACAAGAGCAAGUACAGCGCUGAAAACUACGUUGGCCACAUUCAGCAGGCGCUUGAUUAUCUGCACGCGAACGUUCCACGUGCUUUCGUCAACGUCGUCCAGAUACUCGACGUCGCUAUUAUCAAACGUCUCAACGCCAACAUUGUCUGCGACGCAUUACAUCUGUUCCUGUGCAAAUGUGCUGCGUUCCCUGCUAACAGCGAAGCGGAGGCGGAUCUAGUAGCUGAGACGCAGCGCUACCGGGACCAAACGGCUGCACUCGUGCAAAGUGGACGCUAUGACACCCGGGACGACUUUACCGCCGUCGUGCAGCCCUUCUUUACAGAAACACGACCGCCAAUGAAGGAGGGGUCUGAGGAGCCUGACCUGAGCUAUUUCGCUCCGGACUGCUUUCACCUGAGCCUUAAGGGACACCGCGCCGCCGCAGACGCCCUCUGGAAUAACAUGAUUGAACCAAUGGCUCAAAAAAGAAAGUAUUGGUCUCCGGGUGAGAAGAUCGAAUGUCCAUCAGCUGAGCAUCCAUACUUCUACACAUACAAGAACAGUCAACCAGGCAUAGACGCACAGCCUGGCUUACUCGGGUCCAGGAGCCAGUCAUAUUCCAGUAGCCAAUCAGAUACCAACACUGGCAGCCAAUCUAUGUCAAUCACUUCUGUUGUUAUAGCAGCAGUUGCAAUGGGCGCAGUUGUCCUGGUAGUUGUCGGAGUGGUUGCCUGGCGACGAAGGUCAAGUGUGAGGAGACAAUCGUAUACCAGUAUUUAAUAUCUGCAGAAAUACUGCCCUUUAAAACUGUGCAAUAUUUUUACCGGUAUUCUGUACGGUGUAUUUUCAAAAUGUUCCCGAUGUUGAAAUGUGAUAUUUUUUUUUUAUGAUCUUUUACACUUUUUCAUUUAAUUGCAAUACACUGGUUAAUAUACAUGAUCAUAUGUAAUUUUGUUGUGUGUGUUUUGUCGAUGUACUGGUACAUUUUAAGGUUAGUAUUGUCAAACUGCUGAAUAAAUACCUUGUUACAUAUCAAAAUAAACAAGUAGAGAGAG